AUGAGCCGCCGUGAGCGCGACCCCGGCGCUCCGCCGCCCCUCACCGUGUCCCCAGGGCGGCUGGCGGCGGCGGCGGCAGCGCGGGGCGCGGAGCGGGAGGAGUUGGCGGCACUGAACGAUCGUUUCGCCGCUUUCCUGGAGCGGGUCCGGGCGCUGGAACGCCAGAACGAGACCCUCCGCGCCGCCCUGGGCCGCGCCACCGCCGCCACCGGGCCCCGCACCGGGCUGGUGCAGGGGGAGCUGCGGGGGCUGCGGGAGCGGCUGCAGCGCCUCGGCCGCGACCGGGACCGGCUCCAGGCUGAGCGGGACGGGCUCGCCACCGACCUGGUGGCCCUGCGGCAGCGGCUGGAGGACGAGACACAGAAGCGUGAGGAUGCUGAGAAGAGUCUGGUGCUGUUCCGCAAGGACGUGGACCAUGCCACGCUGUCUCGCCUGGAGCUGGAGCGCAAGGUCGAGCUACUGAUGGACGAGAUCGGCUUCCUCAAGAAGCUGCAUGAGGAGGAGCUGCGGGACCUUGAGGUGAGUGCCCCGAGCCCGGCGGGGCUGGCCGAGGUGGAGGUCUGCAAGCCGGAGCUGACGGCUGCACUGCGGGAGAUCCGCACCCAGUACGAGAGCAUUGCUGUCAAGAACCUGCAGGAAGCCGAGGAGUGGUACAAGUCAAAGUUUGCCGACCUCUCAGAUGCAGCAAACCGUAACCACGAGGCACUGCGGCUGGCCAAGCAGGAGAUGAACGAGUCCCGGCGGCAGAUCCAGAGCCUGACCUGCGAGGUGGACGGGCUGAAGGGCGUGAACGAGGCGCUGCAACGGCAGAUGCGGGAGAUGGAGGACGAGUACGGGGAAGAAAUCGGGAAUUACCAAGACGUGGUGGGGAGGCUGGAGCAGGAGAUCCAGCAGAUGAAGGAGGAGAUGGCGCGGCACCUGCGCGAGUACCAGGACCUGCUUAACGUCAAGAUGGCCCUGGACAUAGAGAUUGCCACAUACCGCAAGCUGCUGGAAGGCGAGGAGAGCCGGAUCACCAUCCCACUGCAGCCCACCAGUUCCUUCAGCAUGAGAAGCUCAGUGCUGGAGCCCCAGCCUGCGGAGACCUCGGCACGGAGGAUGGUGCUCAUCAAAACCAUCGAGACACGUGAUGGGCAGCAAGUGGUGACAGAAUCACACAAGGAGCGAGCAGGGAAGUGA
This is a messenger RNA of Cinclus cinclus, 1179 nucleotides long. RefSeq names its product peripherin (gene PRPH). The transcript has 9 exons. Gene Ontology annotation, cellular component: plasma membrane; type III intermediate filament; axon. Lineage: Eukaryota; Metazoa; Chordata; Aves; Passeriformes; Cinclidae. The record is from RefSeq and is a predicted model, not a curated record. The coding region runs from base 1 to 1179 and encodes 392 amino acids.